GUGAGAAGGUUAAAUCGGGUUGAGAGCUCUUGUACAAGGAUAUCCCUCGAUAUCCCUCGUCAGCGGUUGGACCACCGACAAGGUUUGCUUGGUGACUUCGUAUUCGGGGUUGGGCAGCGAAUCGAUAAGUCGGGCGAACACGAACUGGUCGUUUACCGUGGCUCCGCCCCCUUGCCGCAUCAUGUUGGCCAUACCCAUGAGCUUGUUCAAACUGGCGACGGGGUUCUCCUUCCGAGGAGUCUGGUGCUGCUGGAACUCUCUGAAAAGCUGCUGCUGUGCACCCUGUGUCUCCGGUAGGUAUGCCGCAUCUAGUUGCCGCAGGGCUUCCCUUGGGUUCGUGCAACGACGGAGGAUGGCUUUGUCCGUCUCAGUAGUCAACGCGGCAGAGAGGAAAUUCCACGCCAGAUACGUCUUGCGGAUUGCUGCAUACGAAAACCCCUGCUCGAGAAGGGCGGUCUGUGGCUUGUUGAUGUCCGGCAGCACCCCGCCGCCGGAGAACACAUCGCCUAUGUCGAGAAUGCCUGCCUGCACGAUCAUAUCCUGCCUCCACCCCGGGUACUGCUCGGCCCCUUUCUUGAGCUGUGGUGGGUUUACGUGAGACGCGGCGAGUUUCGAAAUUCCGCCGCCUCCCGUGAAACGACCCUCAUNGUCUCAGUAGUCAACGCGGCAGAGAGGAAAUUCCACGCCAGAUACGUCUUACGGAUUGCUGCAUACGAAAACCCCUGCUCGAGAAGGGCGGUCUGUGGCUUGUUGAUGUCCGGCAGCACCCCGCCGCCGGAGAACACAUCGCCUAUGUCGAGAAUGCCUGCCUGCACGAUCAUAUCCUGCCUCCACCCCGGGUACUGCUCGGCCCCUUUCUUGAGCUGUGGUGGGUUUACGUGAGACGCGGCGAGUUUCGAAAUUCCGCCGCCUCCCGUGAAAAGACCCUCACCAGCGACAUCACCGCUGACGAAAACACCACCAACGCCACCGCCGGUUGCGGCUGCCUCACCUUGGGAGCCAUAUCCUCUGCCGUAGCCGCCUACACCCACUGUGCCCGUCGCGGCGGACCCCUGGCUGCUGUUCGGGGCUGCAGCGUCACCGCUGGCCCCUGUCGAUGCCCCUACGUCACCGCCGGACUCCUCCUCCUGCUGAACACCUCCAACAUCCAACGCUCCCCUCAUCAACGAUGGAAGCUGGCUCAUCACCUGGCUCAUCAUGGCUUGCAUCCUGCCUUCCAUCGCUUCGCCUAACCGCUGUUCCAUGCCAGUCAACCGAGCGUCCAGUUCAGCGUCGUUGACGCUGGCUGCUGGAACCCCGGCGUCACCCUGAUUCAACGCCAUGGUCCGCUCUGUCAAAGCAGAUCUUCCCGGGAAGAAGCGCUAGCGUGUUCGUGAGCUCUGGCAACAGUACUUGCCGUGCGGACUUGCGGCUGCUGUUUAACUGGUUGAAUUAGCACGCGAUAGAGAAGGCACAUAUCUCUCCAGGUUGACAAUGGAAUCAUAGCGUCAGAAAAAACUUCCUGUAGUCUAUGCCUACGAUUUCCCAGAAAGCAUAUAGGGACAUCUCCCCCCUGCGGAUAACAGGCUCAACAAAUCAGUUUGGUAGCUGUCUUGUGUGUCUGAUAUAUGUUAUGAUGUUGGUGCGUUUUUUUUCCGCGUUUGUUUGAAGAAAACAAACUUCGCGCACACGCACACAUCCACCUUACUUACCGCACGACACGUGCUCCGAGAGCACAGCUAUCAAUCCUUGAGGCAACUAGUGUGGAACCGGCGCGCGUUGGGGUCAUUUCCGGUGAACUUUUGUGUUUAAAAGAACGUGCUGGGGGCGUGCGUGCGUGGUGGGCGUGGUUGGGACAACUUUUCACCCGCACCAGUGACCGCGGUAGCCGCCUCUCCUACGGCAGACGUCGUGUGCAUCCCCGCUCCUUGACGGACGUAGCGAGUCAUCAGUCACACCAGCGGUCAAGUGCUUGGAAGUCAGGGUUAGCACAGUUCACCCGGCGGCGUGGUUCGAGUUGGGAGCAUGGUUUGGGUUGGGAACGCAUUGGAGUUGCCGCAUUGCCACUACCGCCAGGACGAGGACAAGCUCCUCCUCUCCAGCCACCGCACACAGCAGAGCCGC
Messenger RNA from Ectocarpus sp. CCAP 1310/34, 2103 nucleotides. The record is from the annotation of a GenBank genome assembly. NCBI's taxonomy places the organism in Eukaryota, Phaeophyceae, Ectocarpales, Ectocarpaceae.